Cuscuta epithymum is the source of this 2841-nucleotide messenger RNA. NCBI's taxonomy places the organism in Eukaryota, Viridiplantae, Streptophyta, Magnoliopsida, Solanales, Convolvulaceae. The record is from the annotation of a GenBank genome assembly.
AUUUACGCCACAGCAAGCAUUUUUUUAGGAAUAUCAAUAGUGCUCUAAGAAGCUUAUCUCCGUUUGACAAUUCGACUAAACAAAACUGUUUUGCAGAGAACUCAACGACAAACUUCCUAGGAAUAUCUACACCCUGAGUUUCACUCAAAAAUAUUUCUUAUUUUUUUAUAAGAUUGUAAAAUUCAUUCUGCUUAUGCUUAUAUACAAAAGAAAAUCUCCAAUUAUAGAUGAUGAACAAGAAAAAGGAGAUGGAAAUUCGAGAACAUGUUGUCACAAAUUCAAGUACCAGAAAGAGCAUCGGAAACAAGCGCUCCAGAAGUAGUAAUCCAGUAAAUGUGGAUCGCUUGACAAGAAAGCGUGCACGAGUGGAGGAACAUGUAUGGACUCAAUCUUCUUCAAGGACAGUUUCAUAUUGGGAUAUUGGAGAUCCAACUUACAAGUGUGACAAGUGUGGAGCAACAUUUUGGUAUGACGAAAGAUUGAGAGCUGACUAUAAAUCCAAAAGUCCAAAGUAUUCUCUUUGUUGUGUGAAUGGUACAAUAAAGCUCUCGCCGAUGAAGACUCCUCCUCAAGUACUACUUGAUCUACUAUAUGGUGAUAGUGAAAAGAGUAAACACUUUUUACAAAACAUACGAUCAUAUAAUAGUAUGUUUUCUUUCACUUCGAUGGGAGGAAAGAUUGAUGUUGAGCACAACAAAGGUAAAUCUCCACCGGUUUUCAAAUUACAUGGACAAAACUACCAUUUGAUUGGAAGUCUUAUGCCUGAAGAGAAUGAAGUACCUAAAUUUGCACAAUUGUACAUCUACGAUACUGCAAAUGAGGUGGUUAAUCGAAUCAGAUCUGUGAGGGAUGCAGAUGAUAAGAACACGCUCCAUGCCGACAUCGUUAGCGAUUUGAAAGAUAUGUUGGACAAAAAUAAUGCUUUCGUUAAGUCGUUUAGAAUGGUUGGCCAGAAAGUAACCGAUGGAGAGCUAAAUAUUCGGUUGAAACUCAUUGGGAAGAGAGUAUCUGAUGCUCGAACGUAUAACCUUCCUUCAACAUCCGAAGUGGCUGCGUUAAUAGUAGGUGACUUUGACGAAACUUUGGGUAACAGAGAUAUUGUGCUCCAAGCACACUCUGGAUCAUUGCAACGUAUAAAUGAACUGCAUCCGGCUUAUCUACCUUUGCAAUAUCCUCUUCUAUUUCCUUAUGGAGAAGAUGGUUAUCGAGAAGAUAUCCCAUUCUCUGAGUUGAAAAUUCCCACAUCAAAUGGAAGAACUACUGUCAGUGUUAGGGAAUAUUUUGCAUUUCGCUUGCAUGAAAGAGAUCAAGAAUCCCCAAGCAUACUCUUCUCAAAGAGACUCUUUCAACAAUUUGUUGUGGAUGCGUACACAAUGGUAGAAGCCGGGAGGUUGAGGUAUGUUAGGACGCAUCAACAAGAACUUCGAUGUGAGAUGUAUAAAGGUCUUUCGGAUGCAAUAUUGCGGGGAGAAACAGACUCACGCGCUCAAGGGAAGCGAGUUAUAUUGCCUUCUACAUUCACCGGAGGGGCACGAUAUAUGAUCCAGAAUUAUCAAGAUGCCAUGGCGAUAUGUCGUUGGGCUGGGUAUCCAGAUUUGUUCAUAACGUUUACUUGCAAUCCCAAAUGGUCUGAAAUUAGCCGCUUUCUUGAAGAAAGGAGGCUCAAACCAGAAGACCGAGCUGAUAUUAUUUGCCGAAUUUUCAAAGUCAAGUUGGACGGAUUGAUCAAAGAUCUUCGAGAUAAUAAAAUAUUUGGUCGUGUUAAAGCAGGUAAUAUACUACAACAUCUGUAUGCUUAUAUAUUUUAAGUGUAAUGUGUAAUUCUUUUCCCUAUAAUAAGCACAGUUCUUAUUUAUGUAUAAGUAAUUGUGGCUUCAAAGUGCUAACACCCUGGAUGAAGUUGAAGGGAUUAGAAAGUUUGUUGAAUGGAUUGCAAGAAUCGGUGAUGGCGCAAUUGGUGACUCAUCGAAUGGGUUUGCAACAAUUGAGAUACCAGAUGAUAUAUUGCUGAAAUAUGAAAGUGAUCCAAUAGCAACCAUAGUCCGAAGUACAUACCCCGGUUUUCCCGAUAUUGAUGAUGACCCCACAUAUUUGGAAAAACAGGCUAUACUGGCUCCAACUCUAGACGUUGUUGAUUCCAUCAAUCAAUACAUGAUGUCAUUGAAUACCCGAGAAUCAAAAACCUAUUUUAGUUCAGACAGUGCUUGCCAGUCUGACACAAAUGCGGAUGUUUUAACUGAUGUCUAUACCCCUGAAUUUCUAAAUAGUCUCAAGUGUUCUGGAGUUCCAAAUCACGAGUUGACUUUGAAGGUUGGCACUCCAGUUAUGUUACUGCGCAAUAUAGAUCAUUCAAUGGGGCUUUGCAAUGGGACAAGAUUGGUUAUCACAAGACUCGGAUGUCAUGUCUUGGAAGCUAAAAUACUGUGUGGGCAUAAUGCAGGGCAAAAAGUGUUGAUCCCAAGGUUGAAUUUGACUCCAUCGGAUGUUAGAAUGCCUUUCAAGUUUCAGCGAAGACAAUUCCCUAUAAUGGUUUCAUAUGCAAUGACAAUCAACAAAAGUCAAGGACAGUCGUUAUGUCAUGUCGGGUUGUUCCUAAAAAACCCGGUAUUCUGUCAUGGUCAACUCUACGUUGCUGUUUCCCGAGUUACCAGACGUGAAGGAUUGAAGAUAUUGAUAUGCAACCCCGAUGGUGCCUCCGAUAACUCAACGAUAAAUGUUGUAUACCCAGAAGUUUUUCAAAAUGUUUAGUUUUUUUUUAUAUUACACUGUUCUUAAUUCUCUAAUUCAACAACUUAUUAAUAUAUCUCUCAUAUCAUUUUUUUUAAUCUUAUUUUAUUAAAU